Messenger RNA from Carassius auratus (goldfish), 1967 nucleotides. RefSeq lists its product as uncharacterized. Bases 32 to 1177 code for a protein of 381 amino acids. Lineage: Eukaryota; Metazoa; Chordata; Actinopteri; Cypriniformes; Cyprinidae. The record is from RefSeq and is a predicted model, not a curated record. Gene Ontology annotation, biological process: DNA integration. The transcript is spliced from 2 exons. Gene Ontology annotation, molecular function: nucleic acid binding.
UACAGCAAAAAUCUUGUUAAAGGAAUGAUUCAUGAAAUACGGUGUACCUGAAAGAUUGCAUUCUGAUCAGGGAAGGAAUUUUGAGAGCGAAGUUGUUGCUGAGCUGUGCAAAAUGUAUGGAGUGAAGAAAACCCGCACUGCACCAUACCGGCCUCAGGGUAAUGCCCAAUGUGAGCGCUUUAAUCGAACGCUCCAUGAUCUGCUGCGCACACUACCCCCUGAAAAGAAAAGGCGGUGGCCGGAACACCUAGCGGAGUUGGUUUAUGCCUACAAUGUCACACCACAUGCAACCACUGGAUACUCACCAUACUACUUACUGUUUGGAGUCCAUCCACACCUUCCAAUUGAUGCCCUGCUGGGUCAUGAGCAACCUGUAGACAGAAAACAAGACUGGUUAGUGAUUCAUCAAGAGAGAUUGAGAGAGGCUCACGAACAGGCAAGAAAAUAUGCUGAACACAAGGCUGCUGAGAGGUUGGCCCCUUUGAAUGAAAAGGUCUAUUGUCCCAUUAUCAAUGUUGGUCAACACGUAUAUCUGCGUCACCGGCCUUUGGGUAGGAACAAGAUACAAGAUUCAUGGGGUCCUACGGUAUACAAGGUUCUAGAUGUGCAAGGUACUACAUAUACUGUUGAGCCCCUUGAGGGUGGUCCUAUCAAGAGACUUCAUCGAGCUGACUUGAGACCCUGUGUCAAUUCUGUACCUGAGAUGGAAUUCACUGAGAACUAUCAUCCUAAAACACAGCAAGAGAGAACAGCAGAGUCUGAGCAAGUUGAAGUUCAGUCUGAUCCUGAUUUUGUUGUGCUAGAAGAAGUCACUUACCCUAGUAUGCAAGAGAGAAAAGCGAUUGGAAGCUCUUCGGCAGAAGGUGAAGUGCUUGUAGGUCAGCCCAAAAUUAUUCUAGAGGAUACUGACCCGAGGUAUACUGAACCUGAGCAAUUUAUGCCUGACACCAGUGCCACUCUCAGUGUAGAGGAAACCCUGCUGAAAAAGCCUGUACCGACCCCUAGGAGAACAAAAAGAGCCAAUGCGGGUGUGCAUUCAAACCCUUUCAAUGAACCGAAGUCUGCAUGUAAUACAGUCUCACUCAGUCCUGAAGUCUUUUCACAAGUGUUGGCAAGCUUAGGGAGUGUGUUCUUUAGGGAGGCUGUUAAAGAAGUAAAAAAUGUAUUUGAUCAUUGAGGACAAUGAGGUUUAGCAGGGGAGAAUGUAGCCAAGUUAAGAAACUGUGUUUGCAACACUUGCUUUGCGGCACUCCCGCAUGUAUCGCAUGUGAACGUUUUUCAGAGUGAGCAGAGCAACAUAAGCAAACGGGUGCUCAAGUUUGGUGCCAUUAUCUUGAUUUUGGCAAGGACGUUUAUGGAUUUGCAUGUGUGAGGUGGAUCGGUUUGAUCACAUUUUGGGACACGUGCAAAGACUGGGUAUGUACAGUGAAUGUUACUGAAGUUUUAUUUUCCUUAUUUAAAGCCAGUGUAUUUUCCUGUCGUUGAAUCUGUUUACAUGGAAUGUUGGAAUUCAUGUUAGCAACAAUUAUGAGUGUAUCUAAAACAUAUCAUACUUUGAUAAAAUUAUUAGAAUGUAUUAAAAGAUUGUGUUUUUUGGUACUCAUGUAUUUCAUGAAAACGGUGGAGUUUACUGGUGGGCUAAUGUGCUGUUAUUGUUAUUCAAUAUUAGGCUCUACCGUAUUUCAUUUCAUUUUAUUUUAUUUUACUCCAUUUCAUUUCACUCAAGGGUGAUUCAGAAAUACAAAAAUUACCCAUAUUUGUACUCUGAACUUUUAAAGUUUGAGACUAUUUCUGGAUUGUAUUUCUCACAUUUUGAAAUCAGUGCUUGAUCUUUUGUUUUUUUGUCAAAUAAGCACAACAGAGUCCUAAGAUUUACUUUAUUUUAUGAUUGUUUUUCAUCAGUACUUACUCCCAUCGAUCGCUGUCCUUCUGAGAGACAGCUGUCAGAAUAAAACCCAUAAAAUAUA